CCCAAGAGAAAGUAGCAGAAUUCCGAUGCUCCAGUUGCGUGUUCUAUUCCAUUCCACGACCCAUUUACUCCAGUUAUCACCAUUCAUUACAUGGUUUUUAUUUUCUCGUGGGUAAUGUUAUCGUAUCAGCUAACAGUAACCAUUUCACAUGGGCUUCUCGUUCUUCGGGCCUUUAGAACCUAAACGUUUUUGUCCAUUAAAGAGAGUCGGUCUGAAUAGUCUGAUCGAUAAACCCUAGAGAGAAGAAAACCCAAACCCUGAACUGAAAAUGGCUGGAAAUGCUCCUCAAGGAAGUUCUUCUGAACCAGAAUCAGGAGUUACUUCUCAGGCAGGUCAAGAAAAGAAGCCCAACAUUAAUAAUAAUACUGAGUUUGUCAAUCUCCAGAUUUAUUAUGAGCAAGAUGGAAGUGAAACCAAAUUCAGGGUUAGAAGAAAUACCAAGCUACAGAAACUUCUGGUUCAAUUCUGUACACAUCGUUCCCUGGAUAUGAAAGCCCUGGCAUUCUUGUUUGAAGGAACAGAACUUAAACUGGAGCGAACUCCGCAGGAGCUUCAAAUGGAAGAUGGUGAUGUGAUUGAUGUCAUGAUCCACGCCUCUGGGGGUUCAAGGAUGGUGUAAACUCAAGUUCAAAGCCUUUGUACAAGUAUAGAGUGGAAGGUUUUAGUUGAAGUAUGGAAAACUUUAGGUGGAUGUUGUGAUAUAGUUUAUAUUUGACAUCUUCAUUGAAAAUCCCUUUGGGUUUUUGAUGUGUAUCAACUUAUUCAGUUCUCAUCUCAUGAAUUUGUUUAUGUAGUAAUGUUGGUACAUGAUGCUGAUCGUUUCUCCUGGAUUUGAGAUCUAGGCCAUUAAUUUAGAAAUAGAACUGCUAAUUUCCUUGUGUCUUAAUAGUUAAGGCCUAGGUUUUAUGAAUUAUGUAUCAGGAAUGGUUUCUUAUUUUAGUUGGCUAAGAAA
This is a messenger RNA of Rosa rugosa (rugosa rose), 952 nucleotides long. RefSeq names its product small ubiquitin-related modifier 1-like. The record is from RefSeq and is a predicted model, not a curated record. The transcript is spliced from 3 exons. Lineage: Eukaryota; Viridiplantae; Streptophyta; Magnoliopsida; Rosales; Rosaceae. Gene Ontology annotation, biological process: protein sumoylation. The coding region runs from base 269 to 619 and encodes 116 amino acids. Gene Ontology annotation, cellular component: nucleus. Gene Ontology annotation, molecular function: protein tag activity; ubiquitin-like protein ligase binding.